AUGGACCCAGCAAAGAUCGCCUCGUGCCCGCCUUCAAGGGGCAACCCGCCUCGGGAUCCGCUCCUCGAAACCGACGCACACACGGAAGUUGUCUUUGUCCCGGCCGCCGGAAGAACUGUCUUUGUCCCGGCGGCCGGGACAAAGACAACUAACCCGGCCCAAAUCACUGGCUCCAUGCGGCGCUACCCUUGCUUACCGCGGACAAUGGCCCCGAGACCUUCUGAUAAAUUUAUUCUCUCCCAAGCCUUGACCAAUCUGGAACUGCGUGUUUCGUGCCGCAGGAACGAAAUCAACCUUAAUUAUGGGAUAGACCAGCAAUCGGAGCUAUACAAGCUUCAUCAAUCUACGCAGGACUUGAAGAUUUUGCGCUCCAUGCGUCCAGAUUUGGACGAGCUUAACUUCUUAAGGAGGGAGAAUGUUAUAUUGAGGUACCAGGUUGACUUGUGGCAAUACUUGGUUUCCGUCUGGGCCACCAGAGCUACGGCUGUUUCAGAUGUAAUGGCCGUGUGCGGGUUCAGCCAGGACACUCCAUGCCGGGCGAUUCUCGAUGCCUUGCCUCUGGAAGCACCACCUGGAUUGAGUCUUAGAGAUGUCGCUCUGGGUCUGCCAGCGUCGUACGCACUCGGCAUGUUCAGCUGGGAAGAUCCUAACCGGGAAAACUCCUUCGCCAUCACCAACGUCCUGGUGGCAAGCACCACGUAUGGCUUGGCAGCCUUUCUCAUAUGGACGGUUUGCGACUCCAAACAGCGGCAGGAGAGGAAGAACGCCGGGCGGGUGAAAUCCCCUGGCAAGCUCUUCCAGCAAGAGGAGACGUGGCACGGCCGCACGGACAAGGAAGGGUGA
This is a messenger RNA of Thermothielavioides terrestris NRRL 8126, 843 nucleotides long. RefSeq lists its product as uncharacterized. The record is from RefSeq and is a predicted model, not a curated record. The coding region runs from base 1 to 843 and encodes 280 amino acids. Lineage: Eukaryota; Fungi; Ascomycota; Sordariomycetes; Sordariales; Chaetomiaceae. The transcript has 2 exons.